Molecule: messenger RNA, 1472 nt
Organism: Durusdinium trenchii
Lineage: Eukaryota; Dinophyceae; Suessiales; Symbiodiniaceae
Source: the annotation of a GenBank genome assembly
CACAUCGUCCACUCUUCUUUUCUGCGACCCCUGCCGUUGACAGCGGUCAUUGACAUGGUGAUUUUGGUUCGGGAGACCGGGUGUUGCCAUGGAUGUUGGGCGCUUUUCCGAGGGCCGUCGGAGGGGAAGAGCAACGAAGGACACCAUGCCGUUGUUGUCCAAGAGAGUGCGGAGCUGACGGAACAAACCCAGCCUGUGGAGCCGCUGUUGAGCUUGGAGGCUCGGAUCGCCGCGCGGCAGGACGAUGCAGAGAGUUUGGAGCUGCUCACAAGUGUGUUGAGGCGCUCCAUCCGUGGGCUCGAUGAGCAGGGCCGCAGCUUGCUCUUCUACGCGGUGCGUGGAAACCGCGACGACGGAGGCAAAGCGCAAGCCUCGGCCGCGGCGGUCGCAAAGAAGCUGCUAGGUGAUGCGGCUCAGUGGGAUGAAGUGCCCAGAUACCUGGUGAAGAGGAGGGGAGUUGGUGGUGGUGGAAGCACUGAUUGCUUGGAAGUGGAGACACCACUUCGAUGUGAACUUUCAAGCCCAGAAGACGGGCUUCACCCCUCUGAUGGAGGCCACUCGCUUUGGAAAUCUCUUCGGCGUGGAGCUGCUCCUAGAGCUUCGUGCGGAUGUGAACCUGCAGAGCGUGCGAGGAGAGACGGCGCUGGACGUGGCGCGGGCCAAAGUGCUUGAGCACCUCGACUUUCAGGAGAUGCAGUGCUCGGAGAACCGCCUGGAGAUGGUGAAGGAUCGGGUGGAGAGCGACAAGCUGCGGAUCGCUGAUCUUUUGAGGAACGCGUGAGGAAAACAGGGGCCUUGCCGUUGGGACAGUGGAAGGAUUGGCCUGGAAAACACGCAAGCUGCCUAGUCUGGUGAGUGGCAAAACUCUUUGGGCCGUGGAGUCUUUUCUUCUUUUCUCCGUGAACUCACGGAUGUAGACUUGGUUUGAAAAGAACAAGGAAUCCCAUUCAAGAGUCCAUUUUCCACCGCUUCACCUGGUUUCGUCCUCACCUUCGUGUUCGAUGGUCUCCAUGGAUGGCGCUACAGGGUGAGUGACACGGGUGAGGUAUCUAAAGCUGCUAAGAAACGAAAUCCACUUUCUAGGAGUGGCAUACCCCAUGUGAGCGAUACACACUUCAGUUUGUGGAGUUCGAAAUCGGCCAUUGAAGCACUUCCAACAAGCAAAAUUUAUGGAACGUGAGAGGACACUGGCACUGGCACGUUGGACACCUCUUUGGACACCUCUUUGUACCACCAAAAGUUCGCCGUUGGAAAGCCCCGGAGCUUGGAGAGUUUGGCUGCACUCCCUGACAUGGAAGUGGAUGGCACCACCUGUUUGUAGAGGAAAAUGGUCUUCUACGGGGUCAUGCCAUCCACUUCCAUGAUUAUUUUAGGGAACGUACCUUUUUGUGCAAGAAAACGCGUGCAAGCUUCAGCUUCAGCUGAGCUGGCAGCUAGCCCUUGCUGAUCCUCUCAAAGGCACCUGCUGGCAA